Labrus bergylta (ballan wrasse) is the source of this 2913-nucleotide messenger RNA. It is a transcript of the gene odad4, whose product is annotated as outer dynein arm docking complex subunit 4. Gene Ontology annotation, cellular component: cytoplasm. Lineage: Eukaryota; Metazoa; Chordata; Actinopteri; Labriformes; Labridae. Gene Ontology annotation, molecular function: protein binding. The record is from RefSeq and is a predicted model, not a curated record.
GUGUGGUUGCUAUGAUACCAGGUGACUGGAGAUGCUAACACAUGAACUGUCUGUAGGUAGCAUAUUGUAACAAUAAAUUUGCUUAAACAUGUCGGACACAGACGCAGUUCACGGAGGUCAAAAGCAGAAGGACGUGUUCUCCACUCUGCUGGCUGUUGGAGAUUGUCUGUUCCUUAAAGGAGUGUAUAACAAAGCUAUAGAAAGCUACACAACGGCACUGUCCAUAAGGCCGGAUGAUAAGACAUGCUUUGUUGGCCGAGCCAAAUGUUUCAUGAAGAUGGGGCAGUUUGAAAACGCAUUGAAAGAUGCUGAGGCUUCACUCAAAGAAGACAAGACAUAUUUCAAGGGGUUGUACCAGAAAGCCGAGGCAUUGUACUACAUGGGAAAAUUUGAAUUUGCACUGGUGUUUUACCACAGAGGACAAAAGCUGCGUCCUCUAAUGCAGGAGUUUAAACUGGGUAUUCAAAAAGCAGAAGGUGCCAUAGAGAAUUCUGUUGGCAGCCCUUCUUCUGUAAAACUUGAGAUUAAGGGAGGCCUAACAUUGCUCCCUGAGGAAGAGAAGAGGGAACAGCCCAUCACCGCUACUCAGCAUCCGACCACAAAACAGCAAAACCAGAAGAAGUGUGAGAAGACAACAAAACAACUGCUUGGAGAGUUUUACAGUGAUAAGAAGUUUCUCGAAAACCUGCUUCACAAUGAAGACUUGGCAAAAGGUAAGACAAAGGGUGGGGAACGAUUGCAGGACGUUAUUCAAAGCUGCCUCUCAUCCAUUGACACUUGCACAAAGUUUUUGAGUCAGAAGAAACCAAUCAGUGCACCCAAAGGGCAGUGUAAGCAAAAAUGUAGCAAGCCCCACCGUAGCCCACCCUGUGAGCCUGCUCUGUUUCUGUUGAAGAGCCUGGAUGAGAUUGAUACAGCGUUGACAUCUGGAAAUGCUGAGGGUAGUCUCAGGAAGGCAGAAGAAGUGAUGAAGGCCUUGCAGGGGUGGUCAGAGAGAGAUGUGCCGAAUAAGAAAGAGGUUUUGGGCAGCCUGCACAGUUGUGUUGGCAAUGCCUUGAUGGACUUGGGGGAUUUGGACAAAGCAUUAGAACACCAUCAAAAAGACUUGGAGUUGGCUUCACAGUGCAAACUUACACAGGCAAUGUCGAGGGCGCUGGACAACAUUGGGCAGGUUUAUGCCCAGACUGGACAGUACACACAGGCCAUUGAGUGCUGGGAGAAGAAGGUUCCCCUGGUCUCUGAUGUUCUGGAGAAGACCUGGCUGUUCCAUAACAUUGGUUGGUGUUAUCUGGAGCUUAAACAGCACCAAGAGGCCAGAGACUGCGGCAUCCGUUCAGUCGCUGCUGCUGAGGAAAUUGCUGAUGUAAAAUGGCAAAUAAAUGCCAAUGUUUUAGUGGCACAAUCAGAAUUGAAACUUGAAAACUUCGAAUCCUGUAUCUCGUACUUCGAGAGAGCCUUGUCCAAGGCCAGACUGCAAGAUGACCACUGUGCAGUGAAUGCCAUUCAGAAGGCUCUUGAUGAAGCAAAGCAACAUCUCCAGCAGUGAGAGUGGUCUACACACAAAAAAAACAACUAUUGAAUGAAAUUUGAUAGAAUAACAUUUUGCUUCUUUGUUGAGGACAUUUGGUUGGAAGAGCUUUAUAAAAUACUUUAUUACACUUAUUCAAAAGUCUUCAGCAUUAAGGCUUCUCCAGGUGAUAGGUGUAGGAUGGACUGUGGUUCACAGGAAGCAAAUCACUACCACUUUUUUUCAAGUACACACUUCUUUGUGUACGAUUCACAAAGAAUUAACAAAUGUUUUAGGGACAAAAUGUUACUUUUAAAUGGGUCGCAGAAAUCUUACAAUAACUAUGAAUGACUGAACUACACACUUAUUUAGAAUACAGAGCAGCUUUCAGCGAUGACAGAAAGCUGGUAUGAUAUAAUUCAUAAAAUCUUUAUAUUGGAAUGGAUCACCUCCUCUUUGAGGCUUUAGAAAAACAAUAGAGUAGUUCCAGAAAAAAAACCUGAAAUAUUUCCCAGAUACAACAGUCUUUAGUUAAGAUCAUUUUAUGUUUGUUAUAAACACCUGCACAUACACGUUUGUAGCUCCUUUUGCUUUUCUUUUUGAAUGGAAAACAUUGUCUUUGAUUUCUUCUUUGUUUUAUAUACCGUAACAAAAAAGGUAAGAUGGAUCACUCUGGGACUUGUGUUAAUGAUGACUGUAUUAUUAUUAUUGUUUGUAAUUCGGUGUGAUUCCAAAUAAAGAGAAUGUAAAGUAUGUAUGAUGUACUAAGGGCUUUAUGAACCGUUAUAAAACUGUUGGAGUAAAACACCCUUAUAGAUGAUUUUUUUUUCAGUAAAAUUGGAAGACGUAUUGGUGUACAGGUCUUGGAACAAGUUUCUAGUAGUCGUUUCCAGUUAUGAGCCAGGCACAAGAUCUUCAAGUGAGCCAUUAUGAGCUCAAAGCAUGACAUUCACAUCAGUCGCAUUAGUCUCACAGUGUUAUAGACAGCAGUGAAUUGUUUAGACAAGUCAUCUUUUCCCUGAACAGUAAAAGAUAUGUAUGAAGGGGUAGUAUUUAAGAGCACCAAAUCCGGCUUACAUCAUUUCCUGAAUGACCUUUGAACAACAGAUUCUACUAUUUUGAGUGCUAAUAUUGUUAGUUGCACUCUUGAGUUUCAUUGCAGAUUUCUAUGAAAAACUGAAACAUCGAUCCCGAAAACGAAUCACUAAGCAUACGAAUAGGAAUUUUAAUUUUAAUUUAGUACAGUACACGUGUAUCCUGCCAACAAAAAAGUCAUUUUGCCUUUUGAUAACACAAAAUACCCCAUAGGGCCUCCUACUUGCUGCAGCAAACUUCCAAUUUUCCCAUCUUUACACUUGUUAUCAGAGUACAUUAUGAUUUACUCAACAAUGACAAUAACCUGAUGA